Penicillium samsonianum is the source of this 1539-nucleotide messenger RNA. RefSeq names its product SNG1 family protein. Lineage: Eukaryota; Fungi; Ascomycota; Eurotiomycetes; Eurotiales; Aspergillaceae. Gene Ontology annotation, cellular component: membrane. The record is from RefSeq and is a predicted model, not a curated record. The transcript has a single exon. The coding region runs from base 1 to 1539 and encodes 512 amino acids.
AUGAAGUUCUACCCCAAAGCGCGAGAGCAGCGGCCUAGUAUCCACCACCCAUCUGUUCGGCCGCGUCGAUUGGGUGUUCUAAAGGCAGCUACUGUCAAUCUUCUGCUCCUUCAAAUUCUAUUCCUGGGUCUAUUCUGUUACAUAUUCGGCGCCCUUUUCCAGCAGUCCGGACACAUUCACAACAUCAAUGUUCUGUUCGUUGACUAUGAUGGCGGCGCGAUAGGCGAUGCGGCCCGUGUCGCCUUCCAGAAGCUCAAGGGACCUGGCUUUCCAACCUUUGUUGAGCGAUCUGUCUCCAUGUACCCUCAACCUGGCUUGAUUGAAGGUGCAGUCUGCGACAUCAAAUACUGGGCAGCAUUGUACACCACAGCAAAUGCGUCCAACGCAUUGAGUGCCGCAUUUGUGGGUGGGUCGGCUGCCUCUUCGUACGACAAGACCGAUGUUCUCACCAUGGUGUGGAAUGAAGCGCGGUACCCGACGGUCGUUGACUCAACCGUUGCAGACAGCAUGAAAUUGCUCUCGGAAACUGCGCGUGUUGCGUACUCGCAGGCCAACGGGAAAGUGGCUCUGCAGAGUGUCAAUAGCUCCGAUCCUGCUGCGCUUGCGGCGUUCUACGAACCUUGGACAUUGACCAGCAACAAUAUUCAACCCACAUCACAAGGCUCAAGGGCCAUUUACAACACGCUAGUUAUCAUCUUGAUCCUGAUCCAGGAAUUCUUCUAUCUGGGUACUAUCAAUGGGUUAUACGCUCAAUUCAAACUCUACACAUCGGUGACACCUCAUCGCAUGGUCAUCGCGCGCCAAAUCAUGUCUUUAAUCUACACUCUCUUCGGGGCCAUGUGUACGGCCGGCGCAAUCUGGGCAUUUCGGAGUGGCUGGCAUGUCAACGGAAACCAGUUUGCGCUCACUUGGCUGGCAUUAUGGCUCUUUGCACAUUUGAACUUCCUCGUGCUGGACGUCUUCACCAUCUGGCUUCCGCCUCCCUACGUACCGAUGGCACUGAUAUCGUGGGUCAUCUUGAAUGUUACUUCCAUUAUUCUCCCAUUCGAGCUCUCACCUGCUUUUUACAAAGUGGGCUAUGCCUUACCAGCACAUGCUGUCUUCCAGGUUCUCAUCGACAUUUGGUCUUCUGGCUGCAACCCCCAACUAUAUUUCGCGCUACCUGUUCUCUUCGUCUACGAGGUUCUUGGUAUCAGCCUGAGCUCCAUCGGUGUUUAUCGAAGGGCUCAUUACGCAAGUAUCAAAGAAGAGAUGGACGAAAAGGCGUUCCAAGAGCGGGUGGGGGCCGCACUCCUCGAGCAACAAGAGGCUCAACUGGCCAGACGGGAAACGACGCAUGAUGCCGAAGAAAGCGAAACAUCGGACAGCGAGGACGUGGAAAGGGGUGCCAUGCAAAGACAAGGCACAGUGACAUCAACCAGAGAUCAAGCGCAGUUGGUCAACAUUAUCAGCCGUGAGAUGUCUCGGUCGAAGGUCGAAAAACCAGAUACAGGCCGAGAUAGCACCGGGCCGUCUUUUGCUUUGGCCUACAGAUAUUGA